CGAAAGAAGUCUUCUGAACCUUCUUGUGCACAAUGGGCGCCUUCCCCGUAUUCUUCUUCACCGGAGUGAUAAGCCCCUCGUUCUCGCUCUCUUCUUCUUCUACAUCAUCCGUUUCAUCGCUCAUGAGAAGGGUGUAUGGAUUCGACUUCAAAGAAGCCGGGAUGGUCGGAAGGGACGAGGCAGGAGUUGCCAGAGACACGGGAGAGACUUGCGAGACGGUAGAGGUGGGAGUGACGGGUGACUUCGAGCCACUAGAAACGGACUCGGCGCGAGUCACAGAUUUGUCUUGAGAUUUCGAGCCGGCGAUAGCGGCCUGAGGAAAAGUGUAGGGUGCACCCCAUUGUUCAUCCCAUUCGUGUGCCAAUUGUGACAAAGGG
Molecule: messenger RNA, 377 nt
Organism: Alternaria rosae
Lineage: Eukaryota; Fungi; Ascomycota; Dothideomycetes; Pleosporales; Pleosporaceae
Exons: 1
Coding region: 33-290 (85 amino acids)
Source: RefSeq, a predicted model, not a curated record